Molecule: messenger RNA, 2424 nt
Organism: Penicillium bovifimosum
Lineage: Eukaryota; Fungi; Ascomycota; Eurotiomycetes; Eurotiales; Aspergillaceae
Exons: 1
Coding region: 1-2424 (807 amino acids)
Biological process (GO): establishment of cell polarity; fungal-type cell wall organization; osmosensory signaling pathway via Sho1 osmosensor
Cellular component (GO): cell surface; plasma membrane; extracellular region
Molecular function (GO): osmosensor activity
Source: RefSeq, a predicted model, not a curated record
AUGCCUCCCGAAACCGUCUUGAUUCUCAUCAUUUUUCUCUUCAUAUAUAAGAUGAAGCCCGUGGAAGGUCAAGAUAUCCCACACAUGGAAAGGCCGCGUGGGAGUCCACAAGGGCUAAUCAAACGAAGACGUCGCAACCAGCAUUAUACCUCUAUUUCCGGCUCCGAAUUCCUCCCAAACGCUGCGUUAAGCGACCCCAUCUCUACCCAGAGCUCUUUCCCUCAACCUCUAGUUUUGUCUACACUUACAAGGUCGUCUGUCGCUCACAUUGAGCAAGGGGAUAAAACCGCUGUUGAGGUCACUCCUGUCGGUCUUAGGAGCUCUGGCGUCUCUCACCGUACCACAGGUACUACAAUCAUCAGAGGCGAUCCGGCUGCUACCACCACUGCAGCGCCCAAGGAAAUCAGUGUUUCGAGGACUGGGAAGACUCGCAAAAGCUAUGAGACUGCACCUACCGAUGCGGGAACUACGAGCAAGCAGGGGCCAACGUUUGGCUCAUCAAUCACUGCUUCAAUAACACCUGCUCUAUCUACUUUACCAACAUCGCCCCGCGACAAUCUCGUAGAUGACGUCGAUGCUGGUGUACACAACUUCAUCGGUAGUUCGACUAGCAGUUCCGCAUCCUGGAGUGUCUAUACUGUUUCCCCCUCUACGGCCCCUUUGGCCAAGGUGCUAAAUUUGCCGAGUUCUUAUGCUUGGGCUACAUCCACCGCUUCCAUGCUGGGUAGUUCGAAAACCGGUUCGGACAGCCUCCUCGAUUCCUCGACCAGUGGACCCGCCUCUGCGAGGCCCGAUAAAGUUAGCUACCCUAGCAAUCAAAGUACCAGCUCCAGCGAUUCCAGCAACUCGACUUUUCUAGGCCAAAUCAUGACAAGCUCUGAAUCAGAAUUCUUUGACUUACUGGGCCUGACCGACAAAGCAUCCACUGGAAGCAGCACCACUGCACAUCUAUCCCCUGACACAUCAAAGUCAUCCUCUAGCGAUUCUAGUCCGUCGAGUAUCCCAGUCGAAUUGCUUGCUUCCACAGCUCUAUUGCUCGCACCCACCCCCGCUCCGACUGAGACUUCAGUUUCUGGUGGAACGCUCGACGAAUACAUAUUGGGCGUAGGAUUUCUGCUUAGUGCUGAUUCCCCAGAGGCUAGUUCCACUGCCGUUAGUAUGACAGCGCCGAUGCUCGACGGCAAUGUGCUGUCGUCCGAGUCGAACGUUCUCAUUCCUACUCUGAUUCUCGGAGAUAGUGCCACCGCUUUUUGCCCGACCCCAGCCGCCACCAGCGGAGCGAUUUCAAUACCAAAGACCCGCAAAUCCGGUUAUACUUCCCCCAUUGCUUCUGAAUCUGACACUGGCCCUGGCACUUGCGUUGGCACUAGCACAUGUUCUAGUGUCGCGUGGGCAGCACUCUGGGAAAUCACCGCCUCUGUUCCUAAGAGCGAUUCUCCCACCACUUCUGUCUUCCUACAUGGAUCAACCAGCGAUGUGAACAUAACCAAAUUCCGUGUGAACACCGAGACUUUUCAAUCUAUACUGGCCACGGCUUCUAACUCCGACGAUACUGCCUGGAUGCCAUCUACCCUCCUUUUUUCGCCUGACAUUCCAGCCAUCGAAAGUUCGACCUCUGUUCUGACCGAGAAGCCCCAGCAAACUCCUCUUCCUGGCUCUAUCACUCUAUCGGACGUAGUUACCAAGGCUCCGUCCAACUCGAUCCUGCUUCAGCUUGGAUUUGACAGCCAGCUGCCGUGGCCAUUUGUUGCAACAACCCCUCUGUCAUCAUCACAGAUCUUCAACUAUACCCCUCAGGCUAUUGAGAACGCUUUACCAACUCACUCUGCCAAGAAUAUCGCAGUAAUGUUUGCACUUCAGCCUUACUAUAACUGGCAAACUGCCGGCUAUAACGCUACCCUUGCAAUCUUCUACUUCCCACUUGACAAUGUCAACACACUAAGAGGUCUCAAGGUCAACCCUACAUCUGCUCUUUAUAGCCAGUCAAAUAAGAAUAUCCAGUCACUAAUGGCCAUGGUUGACCCGACAAUCCCUCUCGAGUUCUCUGGUAACUAUCCCAUUGGUGGCAGCAACUCGAACGCCGGCGGCGGCGGCACCGGCAGUGGUCGCAAUGGCAGCCCGGCUAGUGGUAAUAUCUACAGCGAUGGCUCAGCCAGUAAUUUCAAGAUCAAUGCUGGCUCUAUAGGAGUUGUCAUCGGGGCUGUGGCCGGCGCUGGCGCUUACGGUGCCGGUAUGUUCUGGCUUGCCCGUCACUAUCGCAAGAGGAAGCGGUUUCACCAGCGCUCCGGCUCUAGUGUGAAUCACAUGGGCCAGGGUAAUUCAGUUUGUGGUCAGCGUGCCGACAGACGAGUCAGACGUGGACAUGGCCGCUCUCAAAAGAUCAGCGUGCCGACUAUGGCGGAAAACUCGCUAGGGCGGGACUAG